This is a messenger RNA of Panthera uncia (snow leopard), 13384 nucleotides long. RefSeq names its product cytoplasmic polyadenylation element binding protein 4 (gene CPEB4). Gene Ontology annotation, cellular component: neuron projection; cytoplasm; nucleus. The transcript has 9 exons. Gene Ontology annotation, biological process: negative regulation of cytoplasmic translation. Bases 1032 to 3197 code for a protein of 721 amino acids. The record is from RefSeq and is a predicted model, not a curated record. NCBI's taxonomy places the organism in Eukaryota, Metazoa, Chordata, Mammalia, Carnivora, Felidae. Gene Ontology annotation, molecular function: ribosome binding; mRNA regulatory element binding translation repressor activity; translation factor activity, RNA binding.
CCCCCCUGCGGAGAAUCGAACUGAGAGAACUGAACAAACCGCCCCUGGGUCCCAUGAGGGAAAAAAACCCCGGAGCCGCAGAGAGGGGAAGAGGCCGAAACUGCAGGACCUUCCAGGUCGCCCCGUUGGUCCCCGCACCCCCGGGCCGCCAGCUCCCUGUCGUCGAGUCUCGCUAAUCCUUGCUGAUCGCGAUCCCCCCAAGAGGGAGAAACGGGUGUUUCCAACCCCUUUCAUGGGGGAGAGGAGGCCGGGGGGGAGCCCAGGAACAGCGACCGCAGCAAGAUCUGCACCCAGAGCCUCAGGAACAGCCCCCGAGGCCAAAACUGCGCCCCGUGAAAGAGCAGAAACAGGACCGGGAACAGCAGAGACCUCCCUGCGAUCAUCUUUCCAUUAGUCAAUGCUGAUUUCCUCUCCCGCAACCAGGAAUUCACCUCCCGCCCCAGAUAACCUAAUAUAAUCUAUAUAUAUAAAUAUAUAAUAUAUAAUGUUCUUAAAUUAUUCCUGAUUUUUUUUAACCAAGCUGCCAAGAAAAGAACGUAUUCUCCUCUUAGCCCUAUUCUAAUUUUUAUGUGAGUGAAUCUAAACUGCUGAGGAAGACCAUAUGUGAUUGUUAAAUUAUAUAUAUAUAUAUUUUUACUCCGCGCAAGGCUUAUUCUUCUACAUCCAUAGAUGCUUGAGAAGCUGUGUUUUUGUCAUUCAUGUACAUUUUCCUUUGGAAAAAGAAAGCGCCUAUUUUACUAACCAAAGACUUGAGUUUUGCCCUCUUCGUUUUUAUUCCCUCCUAGAAACAAGCCCAGUCGGAUUCAUGUCCAUGUGUUAAGAGACUUUUUUUUUUUUUUUAGUUUUUUUUUUCCUUUCAGAGACCAGAAUUCCAAAUCAGAACUAUUUCGAGUGAUAAGCUGCGAUCUUUGAGCUAGCUAUAUAAAUAAGACACUGCAAACAGACGACUUAAAUUUCGGGUGGAGGACGCAAAGACGCGGGACACCGGGUUGCCCUUUUUUAUCGUAAGCUUCUGAUCCUAAAAGUGAUAAAUGGGGGAUUACGGGUUUGGAGUGCUAGUGCAAAGCAAUACUGGGAAUAAAUCUGCUUUUCCAGUCAGAUUCCAUCCACAUCUGCAGCCUCCACACCAUCACCAAAAUGCCACCCCCAGCCCUGCUGCUUUUAUAAAUAAUAACACAGCUGCCAAUGGCAGCAGUGCGGGGUCAGCUUGGCUCUUUCCCGCUCCAGCUACCCAUAACAUUCAGGAUGAGAUAUUGGGGUCAGAAAAAGCAAAAAGUCAGCAACAGGAACAGCAGGACCCUUUAGAAAAGCAGCAGCUCUCCCCCAGUCCAGGUCAGGAAGCCGGAAUACUGCCUGAAACCGAGAAGACCAAGUCGGAAGAAAAUCAAGGGGACAAUUCUUCGGAAAACGGCAACGGGAAGGAGAAAAUAAGAAUCGAAUCGCCAGUGUUGACAGGGUUUGAUUAUCAAGAAGCCACGGGGCUGGGGACUUCGACCCAACCCUUGACGUCUAGUGCAUCGUCCCUUACUGGUUUCAGUAACUGGUCGGCAGCGAUAGCACCUUCUUCCUCUACAAUCAUCAACGAAGAUGCAAGUUUCUUUCACCAGGGAGGGGUCCCGGCUGCUUCGGCCAAUAACGGUGCUCUGUUGUUCCAGAAUUUCCCCCAUCACGUCAGCCCUGGCUUUGGAGGCAGCUUCUCCCCUCAGAUCGGGCCUCUGUCACAGCACCACCCUCAUCACCCUCAUUUCCAGCAUCAUCACAGCCAGCAUCAGCAGCAGAGGAGGUCUCCCGCCAGUCCCCAUCCCCCGCCUUUCACACAUAGAAAUGCUGCUUUUAACCAGCUGCCUCAUUUGGCGAAUAAUCUUAACAAGCCCCCCUCUCCGUGGAGCAGCUACCAGAGCCCCUCUCCUACACCAUCUUCUUCGUGGAGCCCGGGAGGUGGUGGAUAUGGUGGCUGGGGAGGUUCCCAAGGCCGAGAUCACCGCAGAGGGCUGAAUGGAGGAAUAACGCCCCUGAACUCCAUCUCGCCUUUGAAGAAAAAUUUUGCAAGCAAUCAUAUUCAGCUGCAGAAGUACGCUCGCCCCAGCUCUGCCUUUGCUCCUAAAUCCUGGAUGGAAGAUAGCUUGAACAGGGCUGACAACAUUUUUCCUUUUCCGGAUCGCCCCAGGACAUUUGACAUGCACUCCCUGGAGAGUUCCCUCAUUGACAUUAUGAGAGCUGAAAAUGAUUCCAUUAAAGGUCGUCUAAACUAUUCAUAUCCAGGAUCCGAUAGCUCUCUGCUUAUUAAUGGUCAGUCUUCACUGUUUCCAAUGGAAGAUGGAUUCUUGGAUGAUGGCCGUGGGGAUCAACCUCUUCAUAGUGGCCUGGGUUCACCUCACUGCUUCACUCACCAGAAUGGAGAGAGAGUGGAACGAUACUCUCGCAAGGUGUUCGUGGGCGGAUUACCUCCUGACAUCGAUGAAGAUGAGAUCACAGCUAGUUUUCGUCGCUUUGGCCCUUUGAUUGUGGAUUGGCCUCAUAAAGCAGAGAGCAAAUCCUAUUUUCCUCCUAAAGGCUAUGCAUUCCUGCUUUUUCAAGAUGAAAGCUCUGUUCAGGCUCUGAUUGAUGCAUGUAUUGAAGAAGAUGGAAAGCUCUACCUGUGUGUGUCCAGUCCCACUAUCAAAGAUAAGCCAGUGCAGAUUCGGCCUUGGAAUCUCAGUGACAGUGACUUUGUGAUGGAUGGUUCACAGCCUCUUGACCCACGAAAAACUAUAUUUGUUGGUGGUGUUCCUCGACCAUUACGAGCUGUGGAGCUUGCCAUGAUAAUGGAUCGUCUGUAUGGAGGUGUGUGCUAUGCGGGGAUUGAUACCGACCCUGAGCUGAAAUACCCUAAAGGAGCUGGGCGAGUCGCAUUCUCUAAUCAACAGAGUUACAUAGCUGCUAUCAGUGCCCGCUUUGUUCAGCUGCAGCAUGGAGAGAUAGAUAAACGGGUGGAAGUUAAGCCAUAUGUCUUGGAUGAUCAGCUGUGUGAUGAAUGUCAGGGGGCCCGUUGUGGUGGAAAAUUUGCUCCAUUUUUCUGUGCUAACGUUACCUGUCUGCAGUAUUACUGUGAAUAUUGCUGGGCUGCUAUUCAUUCUCGUGCUGGCAGGGAGUUCCACAAGCCCCUGGUGAAGGAAGGCGGUGACCGUCCGCGACAUAUUUCAUUCCGCUGGAACUAAAGGGUAACUACAGUGCUCAUUUUCAGGCCUCAGAAUAAGUGCACUCUUCUGUUAAUUCUGACCCCUUCCUCGCCCUCUUCACGCUGGCAUGUCCUUUUGUAGCAGCCCGUAACUUAACAAUAGUGUAACAAAAAGAAUGACCUAUAAUAUAGGCGUUUUGUAGAUUCUCGUGUCACUGAAAACAGUACGUACGAACUCCUUUUUCGUAUUGCCAUCGUGUUGCACGGAAGUUUUAUUCUCUUGUUUUGCUGGAGACCAAGAGGAUCCAAAACUUCCUGUAACAUUUUCUUAGAGGAGAAAGAGAAAUAUUAAAAGAGAAAUGAAACAAUAGAGUAUUUUGGGUUUUUAAUUAAAUUAUUGUUAAUAAUAUAACAUAUAAGAAUACUUUUAUUAAAAUUAACCAUGCAACAGUAACACUAUCAGUCUGUCCUGACACAGUUUUUCCCCCAGAGAAGUGCUUUUGCCUUUUCCUUUCUUUCUUUUUUGCCUCUCUUUUUUGCCCCCCCCCCCCCCCCACCGUUUUAUUCAUUUACAGCAGUGGAGGAAGUUAACAAUUAUUAACAGGAAAGAGCAUGUUAAAGCAAACACAAAUGCAUGAGCAAGAUCGAAGCAGCAUUAGAACAAACUGUAAGGGUUUCGAGGCCGAGUAGAAUUUCAUGACGCCUCCGAGUUACUACCACAGCAGAAAAAAAAAAAAAAAAAAAUAGUAAAGUAGGCAGAGCUAGGUUUAUUUUCUUUUCAACCAUUUAAAAACCUUUAGAAUGUAAAAAUUGGGUAAAUGUACUACUGAGGGGAGUGCACUUAUUUAUUUUUAAACUUCCUCGUCUGGUCACGGCCCCAGGAAACCUACCAAAGCUAGAAUUAAUGACAACUGGUGGGAAAACUAGCAUUUCCUCCCCCCGAAGAACAAAUGUAUAAAUUUUAUUUUUGAUGUUAUAUAUAAACUCUAUAUCCUAAUUUAGUAAACACUCAUCAGGUGUCAGCCUUUGCUCUCCAUUUUGACGUUAAAAAACAAAACAGAACAGAACGGAUCUAGAGAUACCUCAAGGACAUCAGUUUUGAUUUUGCGUUAACAGUACAGUUGUAGCCCAAACUGGGAAACAAAACCAAUAUACAAAUUGGCUGCCGAUUGGCUUACUUUUAGAUUUAAAGUUGCUUUGGGUAUCCUGUAAUUUAGUUGUAACAUAGACAACGGAAAAAAAAAAAGUUAAAAAAAAAAAAAGUUAAGUAGUUGCAGAGUGUUUUGCACUGUUGAACUAAGUAACUGUGUAAAUCUGUGCAAAGGUACGUAUGUUUAUCUUACUCUUCCUAUAAAAUAAAAAUAACAUUACCGUUUCAGAACUUAGCAUGGGACAUAGUCAGUGUUUGAAGUGCCAACUUCAUCAAGUAAUGCAUGCUUUAUUAUACAUAAAAUUCUAGCUUCGAAAGGCGUUAUUAUGUGUUGAACAGUACGCUUCAGGGGUAAAUUUAAAAUAGUCUCUUGAAGCCCUGGUCAUGGAAGUAACUUUUAUUUUAAUUGACAUUCUCUUAUCAAAUGCCCUACCCACCACCAAAAGGAUUAUUACCGGUGUGCAAAACAUUAACAAAAAUCCUGCUAGUUGUGCUACCUAACAGUACCGUCUUGGAUCCUUCAAAACCAAAGACUUGCCCCAGCACUACGGUGGAACCACCUGGCUGAUGACCCCUGCUGAUUAUCGUUAGGAAAAGCAGUCCUUUAUUUUUAGCACAGGCUUUAACGAACUGCAUACCUGUUAAGUUCCAAAGGUCAAAAUGGAGGCAUAUGCUGUCUAAUGGUCAGACAUAGAAAGGGAGCUGCUUUUAAAGAAUUCCCUGCAAAUACGGAAAGCAGUCAUGCGAAUGGAGGGUGCUCUUGUGUAGCUGGUCAGGGACUUUUUUUUCUUUUCUCCUGAACUACAUGAUUCUAACCGAAACGUUCAUUUGCCUCUUUUUAUUCUUUUCGAUGCUUGUAGGUGGCUUGGGGUGUGCUAUUGUACUGUUCCUACUCAGUAAACAGGUGUGAUGAGUUAACAAGAAAUAACACUGUUUGAGAACUAGCUUUGAAUAAUAAUUUUUCCCUUUGUACAUGACCUGCUGAAUUUCGGUACAGUGUUUUUGUAGCUAACUUAUUUUGUCAUGCACAUAAUGUAUAUUUGUUAUGCACUACUUUUGUAUAUCUUGUUUUUCCAACAGUGAACAUUUUUAGGCACACUUUUCACUGACGGGAUAUCUCUUUAUGCAAUACCUCAAUUUUUCAUAUUGCAAAGAGUAGCUUUUUGUACUUUUAUUACUGAGAGAUCUUCAUAUACUUCAUUUUUUAAUAUAAAUAAUUUUAAUAAAUUUUAUUUUCUUAUAUUCUGCUUUUUAUACAUUUCAGUGCUCUGCAUACAUUUUAAAUUAUGAAUGUUGUGCACUGGCAAUGCUAUUUUAGAGUCUGCAGAGAAGAGAAAGCAUGUUGCUUAAACAUCCUUCCCCAGCACCAGCUAUUGGUGCACCUAUAAUUUAAGAAAUAGUCUAUGUAAAGUCACAAAUUAAUGAAAAAAAUUCGCAUGAAAAUGACAGAUAACACGGUAGUUCCUAAAAAGACAAAAAAUUAAACGCAUAAGCAUAGGGUAGAAAUUUAAAAUAACAAAAUUGUCUACAGCUUCUUACUAAGUUUUUAAAAUUAUUCACAACGCAGACAUUCUUGGUGAAUGUUUAGCCAUUUUUAAUAUUAAUAAAUUGAUGUUAAGUGUUUGAUUCAGAGAUGUCUGCUCUUUUAAUUAUAUAUAAAGAAAAAAAAAUAGCCUGCCGUGGGACAGGUGUGUAAUGUUAGUAUGCAUGACUAAUGUAAGAAAUUGUUAUUCUACUAAUAUUUACUUGUGAUUGUGUGACAAGCGUGUUUACAGAUUAUUUGGUUACACUUCAAUUUACAGGGCAUAAACAAUUAUUAUCUAUUACUCUGAACGUUAUUGAUUACAUGUCCUUCAGAUUACACGGGAUUGUAGUUGGGAGUUACCAUGUAACUCAAAACGUAAUUAACAUGGAAUUAGUUUACAGAUUUUAGGGUAUCACUUCAAUUUACCAAGCAUGUAGUUCUAGCACACUAGCAUGGCACCAGCCAUGUACUUACAAUGUAGUUACAGAGUAAUUACAUGGUUAUUUUUGCAAUGUAAAAUAAAGUGUUUCUGAUUAUUUUCUAUGUAAAGGAACCCUCUCUCCCUUCCCCUUCUGGUCCCCACGCUUUGGUAUAAUAUAUAUACUUCUCCAUACACAGACCUCUGCAGAAUGCAAAAUAAAACUUGCAGUGAACGAAUUUAGCAUUUUAUGAGAGUGCUGUUGGAAAGACUUGAUAAUUCACCCCUUUUGUUUUGAAGAGUUGAAUCUUCUGUUAAAAGGUGAUUUAAAACUUGAAUGUGAUGAAUUGUGGCAAGUUAACUUCAAGUUAUGUGCAAUACUUAUUUCAAACUUUUGAAAGAUCUUUGCAGUGUAAUUCUUUGUUUUUAAUUGCAGACAUUUAAAAAUGUCAUUUUCUACUGUUAAGAGUAAUCCUCUUUCUUGCUGGUGUUUCUAAAGAAAAGAAUCAGAAAUCAAUCUUUCUACUAAUGUAAAUUUGAGAUUAUUUUUAAAAAUGGAAUAAAAGAGGUUUUGGUCAUUUGCUUUAUUUUAUUAUCUUAUUUUAAAGCUACUGUGAUUGAUAGCAUUGUAAGAAUUGGGACAAUAUUGUAUUCAACUGUUUUAUUUUUUAUAUUUUUAAAAUUUAAAGUAUAAUUAGUUUUUAUAAUUUUCAUCAGAUUUUUGUUAUAUUUUUUGGAAGUGAAACUUUUAGCAAGUGGGUGUCUAGUUUUUACUAAUCCCUAAUGUUUUUUUUUUUUUUUCCAGUGUAUUGCUCAUAUUAUCAGAAGGAAAAGUUAUUUAAGUAUGUCAGUUAAUUGUACUACUUGGCUGAAUUUCCAUAUAGUUUUUACUGUGUAUGGGGAGGUUGUAGUAUUUAUUAUAGCAUUUUAAAUAAGGGUAAUUCAUUUUUUAUUAAAGUCAUUUUCACGUUAAGUUCCUAUUUUUGUAUGUUCUACUCUUAAGUUAUAUAACACAGUUCCUUUUUUAAAAGAGUUCAUUUGUUGAAGUGCUAGUGGAAAAUUAAUGUUAUUAAAUAGUUUGCAAAUGACUAUUUAUACCAGUAUGCAUAUAAUUUUUAAAUAUUUGUAAUGUGAGAUGUUGAAUGAAUAAAACUUUUAACUCAGCUUUCUUUUUAAUAUACUUAUUUAUUUGCAACAUGAGUAGGUUAUGCUUCCAUGAUCAGGAAUGAAACCUUUAAAAAAAUAUUAGGUGUAUAUCUCGGGCCAAGGCAGAACAUACUGAUACGAAAAGAUGUCCAGCCAUAUAGGGACCAGUCGCAAGUAUGCGUUGCUUGUGUAAGUUUGUAAAUAUCUGUGGGUUGUUGUCUUUGAUCUGUACUAUUAGUUCACACGUUGCCCUGCAGAGUCCUUUUUUUUUCCCUUUCUUUUCUUUUCUUUUCUUUCUUUCUUUCUUUUUUUUUUUUUUUAAAUAGCCUCCCGUGCGUAUGGGAGGCCUCGGCCAGGAUUCGAGCAUUCAGUCACCUGCUGAAGGCCAAUGUCCAAUAAAAGUAAGGAAAGGUCAGUAUGUGGGGGGUUUGAUUUGUGGUCUUUGCUAAUGAAGAGCCUUGAUUUUUGGCCACCAUACAAGAGGAUCUUGGUUAAUAAGUCUGGACUUUCAAACCCCUAGUUUUUCCCUGGAUCCUAACAUCACAGGAUAUGGCCUCUGGGAUAAUAAUCUCUGUAGCAUGUGAAUUCAAAGUACGAUCUCUGACUCGAUUCGUUAAUCACGUGGACUACCGAGCACCACAAUGUAUUCGUGUUUACAUUUUACACCACAUCUUCAAACUUUUAACUUCAGGACUUAUUAUGGCAUGAAGCAUAACACAGAGAAUGUUCUGUCUUGUCAAAUUUAAUUUCUGUUCUUUCUCACCUCGAGGAUAGUAGUCUUAAGACGAGAAGAAGCCGUUCUCGUCCUGAGACAAAUGGACUGUAGAGGUCUUUUGCAUCUAACUUGUCUUUCCAACCUGUAGCUCUUCCAGCUGUAGGGGAGCCUGAGGGGCCUUAGCCUGAAGGGCUAAGCAGCGCUUAGAUAUUCCCCCGGGAAUACUGGGUCACUCAAGCUUUGGCUGACAAUAGCGGGAAAACUUAUGUUCCCAGUUCAGUGAAGGGCCCCUGAGGAAGCCCCAGGGGACAUUGGAGAUGUGGGUGGUGUUUGGUUGCCACUUCGACAACAUCCCUGGGCGUUCUGGGUUGGUUUAGGCACUUAAAGUAGGGGCAAAAAAAAAAAAAAAAAAAAGACAUAAGUAGAUUCCGGGGUUUUUUUUGGUUUUUGUUUUAUUUUUGUUUUAUUUAUUUAAUUUUUUUUAGAAAUAUUUAUGUUAGGCAAGUGCACAUCAACUGUAAGUGAUAUAACAAUUAAAUCUGAAAAUAAUAUGUAGGUGCAACACGUGGGUGUUUUAAAUCACAGAACGGUGAAUCUAUAGCGUGUGAGAGGCUAUUUGGGCUGCAUUUUCUUAUUCACUGGUAGUUCACCCAAAUUCACCCAAAAAGGAAAGUCCUCUACCCCAUUCUUCACCAUCCUUAACAAUCAAGUUGUUUCAUAACCUCUUUUGGUAAUGGCUUUGUAUCCACACCCAGUUCAAAAGGAAAAUGAUUUUUUUAUGGAUUUCUUUCUUAAAGUUGGAUAAAUACCCCCUUAAAGUCUGAUCGAAAGUCAUGGGGAAAGUAAAUUCCUGAUUUUAGAAAUUAAGGAACUGUGGAGAUGUCAAUGAUACAAAAGAGUAAUUCUUUUCUGAAGUAUGGAAUGGCAGAAUAAUAAACAAGGAACUCCAUAUUUAUUUCCCAAAUCGGGAUCUUCAAAACAGUAAGGUAAUCCUUUCUAUAAGAAACAGACAAAAAAAAUGUGAAGUUCGGUCAUUAAAUAAACAUAGAAAAUAAGGCACCCUGUUUCGUGGAAAAUCAAAUCGUGCAAUUAGCUUGCUGAGGCUUUGAGAGGUUGGACAAUGAAGAAACCCAUUUUACUUUGUUUGAAAGUGCCUCCCCCCCACCACCAAAUUUCUUUGCCUACAGUCUCUGUUUACAGAUAACACAGGGCCCCAUGGGACAUACUUGGGAUCUAUUGCUCUCCAUUUUAGUAUGUAUACUAGUAUCAGGAAGUCAAAGAACCUUACUGUUUUUUGUUCUGGAACGUCUCUUGGUCCUGUCCCUCCUUAGUUAUUCCCAAGGCUGGUAACCAUUGUCCACGUUAACUUUACGGGGCUUCGAAGUCAUUGCCUAGCUUCUAACCCCUGCACCGUUUCCGGUUUAGCUUCUUAAUUCCCCUCCCUCUACUCCCAGUUCCAGAAGAGAGAAGUUUCUUUGCAGAAUGGACCGUCAUACCUUAGGAAGCGAUUGUUGAUCGUGCCUCUCCCUGGCUCAGAGCGGCCCUUACUGCUCAUGCGUGCCACGGCAAGUGCUGCUUCAGACAAGCACCUUGUGGUUUGAAUCUGCCCUUCGUGACAUGCUGGUCCUGAUAAUUCAUGUCAUUUCCCAACUUUGAAAAUUUUCCCUCGCAAAUGUCCCCCGCACCCCCUGCCAGUGCUCUGAGAGCCGGACCGCAGGCUUUGAAUAAACUCUAAGAAUUCAGAAAAUGAACAUUCGUGCCCUACUAUGAACUCUUCUGCAGUACCAAUUCAGUCUCUUAUUAAAGAACAUUGUGUUUUUGGCAUGCCUGAACCUUGUCAGAAUAUUUUAAGUUGGAAUCUUUUUUCCUAGUCAAAUUGGGUGUCAUUGUUGACUGGCUGGAAAAGGAGAGAAAAAAAAAAAAAAAGUGUCUUACUGUGAUUCAGUGCGGUGACCAGAGUUGGAAAAGAGCCCUGUGUCUCAGGAAGUUAAAAAUGAACAGCGGUGUCCAAAUCUAAGCCCGAGCUUUCUUUAUCCUUUUCAUUGGAGUUCUAUUUCAGUAAGCAGGGCUUCGAUACCAUAAAAAUGUCAACGUGAUGAAGCAAAUGUCACCAUUUAAAGAGAUUAUUUUCCACUCGUCUCCCACCGCACCCCCCCCCCCACCCCCCGAGAGAGAAAAGGACCAAACAUCCCCAGGAAUGACCCUCCCACCCCGCUGCAGAACCCGCCACAGGCGGCAGGACAUUCAAAACGUGUUCUGGAGUGAGUGAGCCAGGAUGAGAACUGGGUGUAAUAAACAUGUGUGAAACUGCAUAAAAGGUCUUAGGCGGGGUCCAGUACAGACCUGAGCCGCCUUAUCUGAAUGCGUGGAGGCAUAAUUCACCUCUCAUAGUUGAGGGAAAAGGGAAGCGGCCCCUUGUGUGUUUAGCCGGCUAUUGAAGAUUUAUUUGAUUCCAAAGACCUGCUAUAGGGUUGGGGGUAGGAGUGUAGAAUGGCCUCAUCUCUCAGGUGACUCUCAGCUCGCCUGACUCGGCAGUGAGGGAAUGGUUUGAUUCUGGAAGAGGGAACCCGUAAUUGCUGACUACCUUGGUAUGUUAGGCACUUACAUACAUGAGCAUAGCCAGCACCCUCCCUUCCCCGCGCCCCCACCCCCACCCCUGCCCUGGGAGCUACUGAACAGGAGACAGAACUAUCUCCGGGAGAAGUUGGGUGUCCUGCAAGGUUACACAACCCGUAUGAGGUAAAGGCUGGAUUCAAGCCCCAUCUACCAAAUCCCACGUUCUUUCCCCGUAAACCUCACUGCCACGGGGAUGGCAAUGGACGGGAUUUUUUUUUUUUUUUUUUUUGUCUUCCAAUUGGUAUUUGCUUUUAAAACAGAAGCUUCGUUCUUAAAACUAAUCUGGGCGCAAGGUAUCAUGUUUGAAAGUAUCGAGACAGGGAGACAAAACAAAAGUUGCAGGCGAGAAUGGGAGUUUUGAUCGGGUCUGGGCCAUCUCUACGAUUCUGGUGUAUCUACUGGCUUCCCUAAGUGUGUGUCGUUGGUUCAGUGACCAGACUUGGCGGACUUCUCCAGGAGUAGGGGCAAGGGAGUUGAAGUGUCAUUUCUAUUCACUUGGAGGAGCUGCAGACUUCUUAAUGCAUACCUUUUCUCUUUGACUUAACCACCAGUGAAAGACCGAUCAGUUUGGGGCGGGCAACCAAGACCAAAGGAAGACCCUUUCCUCCAGCACCAUGAACCCCCAACUUCCAGAAUCACGAACAGUUCUCGAGUAAGAAUAACAAUUACAACAGCUAGUGAUGAGGUUUGUUUUUGUUUUUGUUUUUUUUUUUUUUUUUGGAGUGAAAGUGGGGUUCUGGAGCCAAAGACCAAGGAAGAAUUCUUGAAGACGUCUUUGGUGCAAAAGAAGGUGAUUUUACUGAAGCACGGGGACGGGACCCGUGGGCAGGAAGAGCUGCCCCAGGGACCACGAGGAGAGACUGGGUAUAUACUAUGGGGUUGGGGGGAGGUAAAGUCCAGGGGAAGUUUCCAGUGAGAUUUUCAUAUAUUAAAGAAGACUCCCAGGAUACUGGAGGCCUGGCUACUGCCAGGCUAAGGUUGUUUUUCUUUCCAGCAAAGCAUUAAGACAGUAAGGAGUUCCUGGACGUUUUACUCUGCCAGCCUCAAGUGUCAAUAGGCGGCCGGUUAUAAGGAAAGUUAGUUCUAUCCGCCAUUUCCUUCUGCCUUCGUUUCCCACAUCACUGUGGAGGGGUGAUGGAGACUGAGGUCCUGCGGGACUAUGAUCUCUAUCAGUUAACCAUUUGUUUUUCCCCUUUCCUUCAUUCUUGGUCAGCCAGGAGUGCCCAAGGAAUAGCACACAUCCCACCUGGUUGGGGGUGGGAGUGGGGGGGGGUGCGGCCCCUCAGCUUGCCUAACGCUCCCCCAUCAACUAGCAUGGAUGGCGUGCCUACCAGAUGCCAGGCAUCCCGCUUGCUAUAGGCGUUUCCUCUUUUCAACCUCCCACAACGCCACGAGGUAGGUACUGUUCGUGUGGCUAAUGUUCGGAAAGGUUAACCAGUCUGCAAAGCCAGGCAGGAUUCCAACCCAGGCACACAGACGCCCAGGUCCUGUUUGACCUCACCCCCCUUUUAAGUUUCCAACCAAUCAAAGAGGAAUUGCAUUAAAGUUUCACCAAGAAGUGAUACUGCGGGGAGCCUGGGUGGCUCAAUCGGUUAAGCGUCCAACUUUGACUCAGGUCAUGAUCGCACAGCCUGUGAGUUCGAGCCCCACGUCGGGCUCUGUGCGGACAGCUUGAGCCUGGAACCUGCUUCGGAUUCUGUGUCUCCCUCUCUCUCUCUGCCCCUCCCCCGCUCGUGCUCUGUCUCUCUCUCUCUCAAAAAAUAAACAUUAAAAAUUAAAAAGAAAUGAUACUGAAAGAAUACCAUUUUACAAAUCCAUUGACAAAUCAUUGCCCUUUAUUGUCUCUGACAAGGAUGUCUUUAACAAUGCUGUGAUAGCUAUUUUUGGGUGUAGUUACGUCAUCUCCUAAAUUGAGAAAGCCAAGGAGAAACCCGACCAACCAAAUCACAUGGGUGUCAAGAAAGGAUAUCUAGUUAGCUAGACGGAUGGAUGGGCAGAUGGGUGGGUGUAUGGAUGGACAAAUGGGUGAAUGGAUAAGCAGGUAGGCAGGCAGACAGACUGACAGAUUUGCAUACAUAUUGUAUACAUCUAUACAUCUGAUAUAUUUUUUUAGAUUCAAAGAAACUCUCACCCAGGAGAAAGGGUUUUAUUUCUUCCUAUAGAACUAUAAUUGAACAUGUUCUAUAUAGAGAUCGUACAAAUCAAGCCUCCCCUCACGCAUCUCAUUCUUGAGACUGCAGUCUUUGUAAUCUCCUCCAAAUAAUCAUGAAAUCCAGGGCGCCUGGUAGGCUCAGUUGGUUAGGUGUUUCUUGAUUUCGGCUAAGGGCCUGAUCUCACAGUUAGUGAGUUUGAGUCCUGUGUCAGGCUCUGCACGGCCACCAUGGAGCCCGCUUGGGGUUCUCUCUGUCCAUCUCCCGCUUGCGCGUGGGUGCACAGAAACUCUCUCUCCCUCAAAUAAACAAACUUAAAAAAAUGGUCCUGGGGCACCUGGGUGGCUCAGUUAAGCAUCCGAUUUCCGUUCAGGUCAUGACCUCACGGUUUAUGAGUUCAAGUCCCGUGCAUCGGGCUCUGUGCUGACAGUGUGGAGCCUGCUUGGGACUCUCUCUUUCCCCUCUCCCUGCCCCUCCCCCUCUCUUUUUCUCUCUGUCUUAAUAAAA